Durusdinium trenchii is the source of this 1082-nucleotide messenger RNA. Lineage: Eukaryota; Dinophyceae; Suessiales; Symbiodiniaceae. The record is from the annotation of a GenBank genome assembly.
CCCUCUCUGUCUCUUUUUCGGCUCAGACUCCACAAAAGGAACCCGGAACAAGUCUCUCUCCUCGGUCAACGCCAUGUGCCAGUUUGUCGCCGAGCGAGGAGGAUCGAAAGCCGAGUGCCGCCAGCGCAACGUGCAAGACAAGAAGAACAACCUUGAGGACUUGCUGAGGAAAGCCGCGCAUGAGAGCCGAGAAGCAGCGAAUGCCAUCAUGAAGAGGCGGAUCCGUCAGCGCUUGCACAAGAAGUUGGGCUGUGUCCUUUCCAAGACAGACUUCUCAAUGGCCAUGCAACGCUUGAAGGUCUUGGAAGCGGAGCUGGAGACUGCCAACAAGGAUUUCCAUUCAGCAGAUGUACCAGUUUGGAACACGUUCAUCCGCUUCAAGAUGCCGGCACCGCAGACCAGUCAACGACGGUGCCGUUCAGUGGGCUGAUUCGGCAUGCAGUGGCCUUGUGAAGUUGCUGCGGUGCAUCGAAACACCCAGACGCGACCCUGGACCCUCAUAUGGAGGGACCGGUCCCUCGGAGAGGUCUGGGGUCUCAAAUAGGGCUGUUUGGCAGCGCGUUUGGGCACCACAUAUUUCGUUCCCGCAUUUGUUGGUCAGUGAGAUGCAAGUAUUUGGCAUUUGGGUUCUUUUCAACGUUUUCCUGCAUGGUCCUUCCAUGCACCACAAUUUUUGGGUGAGGUCAAUAUCCGAACCCACUCCUGCUGCACAGUCGGCCAUUACUGACGUGAUCUAACGCUGUUGGUAGGAUGUCUUCAGUGAGUGUACUUUGGUGUCCGAGAAGACCCUCCAAAGAGUUCGGUCGAGGUUUGGUUUUGGGUGGUGUAGUCGAGCCCCCCAAAAAGGUGAAACAGAUAGUGUUCUUUGAGAUUCAACCAUUCCAUCUCAUUCAAUCGGUCUUUGCGAGCGAUUUCACCGUGGAACCACGGUCUCGGACGACUCCGCCAUGCUGUAGCAGGAAAUGACGGACUUGGAUCGCCGCUGCAAGUCCCAUGAUACUUGCGCUGAAGCGGCCGCAGGGCAGCUGUAAAGAGGGCCCCAUGCGUAGCAGCGCUCCUUUUCCACCAAAUCCACGACACGC